AUGAGCUUCUAUACUGUUGUUGCAGCUUUUUUGGUCGUAUCCUUAGUUAGCGUGGUGUUUUGGUUUUUGGCACCCAAAGAGAACCAAACGGUCUGGAGAAGCACUGUCAUUUUGUCCUUGUCCAUGAUGUUCUUGAUGUGGGCGUUUACUUAUCUAGCGCAACUGCAUCCCUUGGUGGCACCUCGCCGUGCCGAUUUGAGACCUGAGUUUGCCGAGUAA
Messenger RNA from Lachancea meyersii CBS 8951, 219 nucleotides. NCBI's taxonomy places the organism in Eukaryota, Fungi, Ascomycota, Saccharomycetes, Saccharomycetales, Saccharomycetaceae. The record is from the annotation of a GenBank genome assembly.